AUGUCCUCCCACGACACCUCCGCCGACGGGUACUCCUACUCAACAAUCCUCCUUCUCUCCGUGACCGGCCUCUUCACGCUGUUGGCCAUCGUCGCCGCGGGCGUCUAUUUCGCGGGCUACGCCGACGACGUGGCCGAGUGGUGGGCUAAGCGGUACUACAAGGCGAAAGCGGUCGCCGAGGUGAAGUUGAUGGAGAAUGUGGGCGAGGAGAGGGUCCAGGGGAUGGUCAAAGACUCGCUGAAGAAAAACCCCGUCAUGGGCGAGGACGAACUCGAACAGGUCUCCGGCGGCUUGGGCAAGGAAGCUGUCCAGGAGGGUCUCGGCGGUGUUAGUGGCAAGUUGGGCGGGUUGGGAAAGUUGUGA
Fonsecaea multimorphosa CBS 102226 is the source of this 363-nucleotide messenger RNA. RefSeq lists its product as uncharacterized. The transcript has 2 exons. The record is from RefSeq and is a predicted model, not a curated record. NCBI's taxonomy places the organism in Eukaryota, Fungi, Ascomycota, Eurotiomycetes, Chaetothyriales, Herpotrichiellaceae. The coding region runs from base 1 to 363 and encodes 120 amino acids.